Messenger RNA from Pararge aegeria (speckled wood butterfly), 546 nucleotides. Its product is annotated as U-scoloptoxin(01)-Cw1a-like. Gene Ontology annotation, cellular component: extracellular region. Gene Ontology annotation, molecular function: chitin binding. NCBI's taxonomy places the organism in Eukaryota, Metazoa, Arthropoda, Insecta, Lepidoptera, Nymphalidae. Bases 1 to 546 code for a protein of 181 amino acids. The record is from RefSeq and is a predicted model, not a curated record. The transcript has 4 exons.
AUGUGUGGAGAAAUGGGAAAAGCUGUCCUGCGGGCUCUGACGGGAGCGCUGCUCUGUGGUUUAGUGUCGGAUGCUGCUUAUUUAGAGAGCUACGAGCCCUAUCCAUUCCAACUCGGCCACGCUCAAGCUGUUUACCGCAAACCCCUGAGGGAACACGAGAAGCCUCAAGACCUUAGGAACGUGCCGGGCGUGCCAGGAGUCGACUAUCCCAUUUACCACGCGGUUCCAGAAACCAGUUUCACCUGCGCACACGUACCGGUGCACCCUGGAAUGUAUGCCAAUGUGGAAACUGGAUGCCAGGCUUACCACGUGUGCCACGACGGCCGCGAGGGCCACCAAGGUGCAUCUUUCCUGUGUACCAAUGGAACACUGUUUGACCAAGCCAAGUUUGCUUGCGACUGGUGGUACAACGUCGACUGUUCGCAGGCCAUUGACCACUACAAGUUAAACGCAGACCCCCUCAAGAACCCAUACGUGCCGAAGCCCAAGCCUGAAGAACUACAGGAGGAGCCCCACGGCAUCUUCUACAGGAAGAGACACGACUAG